AUGGGUCUCUUCUCCGCCUCGACGAUUGCCCUCCUGCUUAGCGCAGCCAUCUCCUCCACCAGCGCCCAGAGCAUUGCGGGCGCCCCUGCCGAGGCCAACGCCCGGCUCACCGCGCUCACAUACAGCGGGGACUCUUGCCCACAAGAAACCCUCCAGUCCGAGUUCGACCCCAUCCUCGGCGUUGAACGAAGUCACGUCCAGGGCUUUGCAUCCACCAUGGAGGGCGACAGAAGGCUACGUUCCAAGUUCUGCCAGGUGCACAUGGAGAUGACAACUGAUCCGGGAUGGAAGAUCACCGUGAAGUCGAACAGUCUUCAGACGCAGGCGCAUGUAGCGGUGGGGGAGGGCGUCACCGCCUCGUAUUUUUCCACCUGGUUCAUGCCGGGUUCCUUGACGGUCGAUGUCGUGAAGCGGUUCGAGGGACCACUCGACGAGAUUGUGUCUAUUGCUGACCCAAGCCCCGAAUUUGAUGGGUUGCAGCCAGUGUCCGAAUGUGGAGGUGGACAGCUGAUGGUCACCCGCAGAAUCGGUCUUUCAGGGGCUGGUACCGGAACCAUGGAGCUCUUUGGCGACGCCAGUAACGGGGGCCCGAUCAACGCAGACUUCGUGCCGUGGGCGGCGUUGGAGUUCGUGAAGUGCUAG
Venustampulla echinocandica is the source of this 642-nucleotide messenger RNA. RefSeq lists its product as uncharacterized. The transcript has 2 exons. Bases 1 to 642 code for a protein of 213 amino acids. The record is from RefSeq and is a predicted model, not a curated record. NCBI's taxonomy places the organism in Eukaryota, Fungi, Ascomycota, Leotiomycetes, Helotiales, Pleuroascaceae.